Molecule: messenger RNA, 7950 nt
Organism: Paramecium tetraurelia
Lineage: Eukaryota; Ciliophora; Oligohymenophorea; Peniculida; Parameciidae
Exons: 6
Source: RefSeq, a predicted model, not a curated record
AUGAAAUUAUGGAAGAAGAGUUUGAAUUCGAUUCCAAUGAUUAUGAAGGUAAAUGGUAUAUGCAAGAAAAAUUAUAUUGGGUUUUAUGUCAAAAGAAUGGUAAAUGGAAAAAAGCCUUAUUUCUUAGAGCUUUUUCGACAAAGAGUUUAAGUUGAUCAUAGGAGGGAGUUUAAAUGUAAAAUUUUUUAUUAUGUAAAGAGCGUUAAAAACAGUUUUUAGGAGGAAUAUUUAUUGAGCAGUUUUCCAGGAAAAAUGAAAUUAAUAUUUUUAGAAUAGAAUGAGAAAAGGGAAUUUUAUAUUUCCAAUCUGAAAGACUGCGAAUUCAAUUUUUAAGCAUUAAUUAACGAAUAUUAUGAUUAUAAGACCCAAUUACUAUAAUUACAGGUUGAUUAAGAAUAUGACACACAAUAUUUGAUAUAGGUUUGGGUUCAAAUUGAUGAUGUUUUGAGUGAAUUUUAAACAAUUUAAGUGAUUAGAUUGAACCUCAAAUAUCAAUUAGAUGAAGAGAACCAUAUAGAUUUGACGAGUUUUUAAAUUACUUAUAUAAGUGAGAAUUCCAAAUGGUAUUAUUGUCUUUAAUUUUAUUCCUAUAUUUAUCCAUUCAUUUUUUCAAAAACUUAAAUUUAGGAUUUUACAAAGAACUAUCAAUAUGAAAUUGGUAGCGAAUUUCUUACCUCAUGGCAUUUAAUAUAAGUUAGCUACAAAAAUAAAUAAAUCAAUUACGGAAUGAGAAACUAUCUAUUAAAUAAAUAGUUGCUGAAACAAUUUGAAAAUGUAAAUUAGUUUUCUUGCUCUAAAUUUACAAUUGUUUUAGGAUAAAAUAGUGGUGAAAAUUUACUGAGUGGCCAAAUUUAAAAUUUAAAAUAUUCAACCUGUCCUUCUAGUGAUAACAGUAUUUAGUUUGACCAUUGCCAUUACUCUUGUCAAACUUGUUUUGGGCCAAACAGCAAUCAUUGUUGGUCAUGUGAUGUAAGAAAAAAUAGAAUAUUUAAUCCAAAAGUUAAUACAUGCAAAUGCAAAUUAUGGUAUUUAGACUUAGAUGAAGUUUAAUGUCAUGGAUAAUCUGAGUUUAAUUUAAUAGAAACUAAAAUUUAUUUACCUGAAGAUACAAGGUACGAUGAAAUUUAACCUAUAGUUUAAUGUGCUUAUGGGUACUUUCGAUAUUUAGAUUCAUGCAUUUAGUGUCCAUCUGCAUCAUAGAAGGGAGCCAUAUAAUGUCUAGAUUGUAUUCUAUAUCCAGAUACAUGGGUUUAAAAUGGCAUGUGCUAUCAAUAAUAUUAAUAAUUUGAUAUGGAUGAAUAAAAUACUUAUAGACAUAUUGCCGAUGCUGCUUCACCAUAAUCAAAUUUUUAUUUACUAAUUGAUGAAGAGUUAUUUACUUGUGAAGAUUGUGUAUUUUGUUCAAAAGAAGAAUAUUUGGAAGAAUAAGAAAUGGGAAUUAGCUAUUGCAUUUUAUAUCCUUUAAAACAUAUGAAUUAAGAUACUUACAUAAUGUGUAUAUAUGGAAAUUUAGACUAUGAAACUUUUAAAUGCUAACCGCAAGAAGUGAUAGAAAGACAAAAUUAUGGAUCCUACAAAGGUACAUGUAAUGAGUUUUGUGGUUACUGUAGUUUAAGAAUGUGUUAUUACUGCAAGGAUACUACUCUUUACUUUAGUGACUGGUAAGGAAUAUGUAGAGUUUGUAAUAUUGAACACUGUAAAUAUUGUUUUUCAUACAACUAAUAUGACUUGAAUUAAGUAUCUGCAAGAAAAGUUCCUUAUUUUAAACUCCCAUCUAAUUUGGAAGAAGAUUACAUAAUAGGGUGUUCGCUUUGUUAUUCAGGGUAUAUAUUUGAUUUUACUAUCAAUGAAUGCGUAAAAAAGAGUUUGGAAUUUCCAUGCUUAAAUGCUUUCAUCAAUCAAGAUAAUGAAUUAAUUUGCACUAGUUCAUCAUUAACAGCUCGAAUAACUGAAGAACCAUUAGAAACAAUUGGAUGCUAAACAUAUUUCUAGUUCUGUGUGAAAUGUGUUUCUGAUAAUUAUAAGAUGGUACAAUGUACAAAAUGUGAGGAUGGAUACUAUCUCAAUUUUAAAAAUGGAAUUUGCAAGCCUUGCUCUGAGAUAAUUGAACAUUCAAUCAAAUGUAAAAUGCUCACUUCUUCUUAAGAUUCUUGGAAAUAUGACGUUAUGAGUUUCUAUAAUAAAUUUUUGCCUGAUAAAAUUCCGAUAUUGCUUUCAGGAUAAUAUUUUAUUGUCUAUUACCUUAUAGAUGAAUGUGAAGAGGGCUAUAUAUAUUUUUAUGAUGAAUGUAAAAUUGCCAAUGAUAAAAACUGUUUAAAUUGGCAUAAUGAUAUAAAUGGAGUAAUUUGUAAGACAUGUAAAUCUUAAUCAAAAUUUUAUCAAUCAUCCUCUUUCUUCAAUGAAAAAUGUCAAAUGUGCCCAUAUCCAUGUAUUAUAUGCUAAGAAAGAACAUUAGAAGAGAUAAACCUCAUCAAUCCUUAUUUUAUUGUUGAUGAACAGACUAAAAGCUAAACAUAUUAUUGUAUCAAAAAUUAUGGAAAUCAGGAAACAUACAUACAUCAGAAAUUAGGAAUGAUUUAACCAUAAACCUAAAAUGGAGCCAGAUACGUUAAUAAAAUAACAAAGAUCUUAAAUUAAAAUGAAUUCUCCUCCUCUCAAGAACUUAAAGAGUUGGAGAUGUAAUAUUUAAUUCAAAGAAAUAUUUACACAUACUAAGCUCAAUAUUCAUUUUUACCUGAUGAGUAAAUUAUUAAUCUUAGAAAUUAUAUUUUUUCUUUAUAAAAUUAAGAUCUUUAUUAUGAUGGAUAAAAUGAAAAUUAUCAUGAAAAAAUUAUUCAAAUUUUUAAUUAAUCCAAAGUAACCAUUGAUAACCUUUACUUUUUUAAUGAAAAAAAUAUUCUGAAUAUCACUUCAAAAUAUGGAGUCGAAGUGUUUAUUAACAAUAUAACUCUUCCAUCUAUUACUAAUUAUAGAACUUUAAUUGAAAUAACUAAUAGUACUAAUUUAAGUAUGUCUUAUAUUUAAAUUAAUGAAUAAAUCAAUUAUUAAUCAUCAUUGAUUUCUAUCAACAAUUUUUAUUAAUAGGUUUUCUAAAAUACGAACCUAUUAUUUUAUGAGAUCACUUUAUUGAAUUGCAUAUUUAUAAAUAGUGUGUUUAUACUUAUCAAUAAUCAUCAAAGUUAUGUUGAUAAAUUUGUGAUCAAUAAUUUAAGAAUCAUUAAUUGCACUUUUGAAAAUUCUUCCCUUUUUACCUUCACCUAAUAGUCUAAUUUUAAUAAGAUAAUAAUCAAGAACAUAAGUAUAAGCAAUUCUAAAUUUAUCAAUUCAGAAUUUGCUAAAAUACCACUAGGCAAUUAAAUAUAAAUGUAUUAACUAGAAUUAAUCAAUUCUACAAUUACUUAAGGAAUUUUAAUAUAAUCUACUUAAUCUACAAUAUUUUAAGAGCUAUUCUUCGAAAAUGUGAAUUUAUCAAACAGCACUCUUCUACUUCUUAAGGGAUAUCUGAGUGAAACCAAUUUUGAUCAUUUAUUUUAAAAAAUACAAAUAAAGAAAAUUUCAUUCCAGGGGCAAAGUCCAUUUAAAAUUAUAUAUAGAAGUGAUUAUAAAGGUUAAAUAAAAAUGUAAGAUAUAAUGUUAGAAUAAGGUUCUAUCAUUCAAGAUGAUAGAUUAUAUGAUUUUAAUGCAUCAAAUUGUUUUUUUGAUUUUCAGAGUCAAUCCAUAUCAAUCACAAACUUUACAGGAUUAAAUAUUCUUAAUAUUUAAAUAUUUUGUUUGAAUAACUUCGACUAAAUUAUUAUCAAGGAUUGUAUAAUCAAAUAAAAAGAGUAAGGUUUAUUUAAUUAUGAUGCAAAUAAAUAAGUAAAUAAUAAGGGAUUUUUGUUUAUUAAGGAUUUUAUUGAAAUCUAUUUAUCAAACAUAUAGAUAAGCAACUUAUACGUGGUUGAUUCAUCCUUAAUUUAUAUAUAAUCCAAAUAAGAUGUUACUUUUAACUAAAGUGUUGUAGUACAUGAUUUUAACGUCACCAACAAUGUGCUUGUUAAAAGUUAAUUAUUUACCGUGCCAUCUCUUUUGUAUAUAUAAUCAGAAUAUUAUUGCAAUGUUGAAUUAUCUAAGAUCAACUACGAGCAUAACCUAAUUAAGUAUUAGAUUGAGGAUUCAUAAAUUAUAGCUCCUUCUUUACUUUAUAUUUUCGUAAAAUAAAGCAAAAUAUCUUUGAACUCUGGACAAUUUAAACAAAAUAAAAUUAUAAAUUCAAGAAAUUCUCACAUUUAUCUGAACUCAGAAACUAUCACAUUGCAAUCGUUAAUUGUUUCUGAUAUCAAUAUAGAUUAUUAGAAUUAAGACUUGAAUUUCUCUAAUAUUUAAAUCUAUUCAUAAGGAGGAUUGGGAUAAUUGAUUGGAAAAAAUAUUGUAAUUUUUGAUGUGAAAUUUUAAAAUAUGAUGGCUCAUCAAGGUGGCUGUUUAUUAAUGGUCUUACUUGAAAAAAGCAGAGUUUUAAUAGAGAAUGUUGUUAUUUAAAAUGCCAUCAGUUGGAACAACAUGAGCAUAAAUUCUUUUGGUGGAAGCUUUUAUAUUGACGCAACAAAUUCAGAAUUGGACUUGCUUAUAAGAAAUAUCUCAGUGACAUUAUCAAUUAGCAAAGAUUCAGGGGGAUUCAUAUAUUUACUUCCUUCAUAAAUAUCCAAUAAAUUGAAAAUUCUUAAUUCAAACUUUAUUAAUACAUUUUCUUAAGAAUAAAGCUUGGUUUCUUUUGUAUGUGAUUUCUUUCUUAGUAAUAAUACAUUUGAAUUUAAAAAUAACACCAUAAAUAUUGAAGAAAGCUUUUACAAUGAUUUUCUAGGAAUGAACUUUUAGAGUCCUUAAUCAAGUUAGAGUAGUCUGAUUGCUGUAUCUAAUAGCAAGAUUAAUAUUGAUUCUGUGUCAAUUACAGGUUCGUACUCAGUUUCUAUAUUUAGUUUAUCCUUUAUCCAUUAUCUUCGUUUAACUAAUGUAAAAAUAAUUCAGGCUAAAUCUUUUGGGGCUGCCUUUAUAUCGAUUAGCAAUGAAUAAAAAUACUAAUUAGCUUAUAAGACUUAAAACUAAUUGUUUUUAAGUGAAAUAGACAUAAAUAAUUGUUAAAAUGUCAAUUAAUAAACAAAAGGUUCAUUUUUGGAUAUUCUUCUGAAUGCCUAAAUAACAUCAAAAAUAUAGUUCCAUAAUCUCUAAAUUAUUCAGAAUAAUUGUUCUAAUUGUUAAAAUGGUUUAAUCAAUCUACAAUUUACAGAAUAUACAAAAUCAAUAAACUUUAAUUAACUAUUAUUCUUUAAAAAUGAUUGUGGUUUUUAAUCUUGUCUGUCUGCAACUCCUAUAGGAACUUAUCAAACAACUUCAAUAAAAGUAGAUCAUGGCCUAUUCAUCUAAAAUAAAGGUUUAAUGAAUGGAACACUUAAUUUAUAGGCAUCAAAUCUAGAUUUACGGAACUUAAAAUUUAUUCAAAAUACAGCAUCUAAAGGUGGAGGAUAUUAUUCCCAAUAUUAUCAGGAACUUUAAACAAAAAAUCUUUAUUUCAUUGCAAAUAAGGCAAAUAUUGGGGGUGCCAUUUUCUUAAAAAGCACAAAAUUGUAAACUUCUUGCUUUUCCUAAAUUUACUUGAUUGACAACAAAGGCAAGGUUGCUAUAGAUAAUCUUUAAGAAUUGCCCCUCUAGAUUAUGUUAUCGAUUUUCCAAACAGAUAUUGAAAAUAUAUAUGUAGGAGGCAAAUAUCUACCCAAUCUUAAAAAAUUCCUAAAUGAAAAUUUCAUUUAUUUGCCAAGCGGUUAAAAAAUAGGAUAAUAUCAAAUAUAUUCUUAGGAGUAGUAAAAUUAUCAAAAUUAUAAUAUUCAAUUAAGAUUUUAUUUUGUGAAUAAUCUAGAGGAAAAAAUAUUACUAUUUGAAAAUGAAACCUCAAGUUGCACAGUUAAUUAACAAUAAUUUAUUGGAGAAUAAUAGCAAAAUGGAAAAUAUAAUGAUUACGUAGUUGAGUAUGAUAAAGAAGAUCAAUCAUUCAAUUUUGAAAACUUAACCAUCAUAUUUGAUCCAUAUUCCAAGAAGGAUAGUUAUUUAAAUUUACAAAUGACUUGCAUAAACUAAUUAAAGGAAGUGAUCAAAUUUUAAUUAAAUGUUAAGACAUUUCCAUGCUAAGUAGGAGAAUACUAUUAUGAAUCUUAAUGUCUAUUAUGCGAGGCUAAGAGAGGGUAUUAUUCCCUUGAGCCAAAAGCAUCUUAUUGUUUAAAAAUAGAUCCAAAGAUGAUUUAAAAAAAUACAAUAAAUCAAAUAGAAUUAUAUCCAAGAUAUUGGAGACCGUCUUCUAAAAGUUCACUUAUUUCUGUUUGCAAUAGAAAGCCUGAAAAUUGUUUAGGAGGUUGGGAAACAGGAGAUGAUUCAUGUUAGUUAGGAUCUAUAGGAGGAUUGUGUGAAGAAUGUGAUAUAUAUAAUAUAAGAGGAUUUGGAUAAUAUUACCAAAACAGCAAUUUUAAAUGCCAGUAUUGUUAGAAUUUUAUUGGGAAAGCUGCCAUUUCAAUUGUAAUAACAAUUUUGACAUUACUAUCAACAUAUUUAACUGUUAAUAGUGCCUAGUUACUCUUUAUGAAUUUUAAACGACUGAAAUAUACUACAGUUCAUUAUAAAAUCAUAUUUAGACAAGGAUAAGAUUAAUCAGCUGCCUUAAUUAAAAUGAUUGUAAACUAUUUUUAAAUUUUGAUUGGAAUAAAAUCAUUCCAAAUUUAGAUGUAUUCAAAUAUUAUUGAUUUCUUGAAUCCUUUUAGCAAUCCAGUUGGUAGUUCUCUAUAUUCAUAUGAUUGUUUUUAUAGCUAGCAAUCUAAUGUUCCAGUUAUCUACAUAAAUCUAAUGAUUAAUCUAUUAAUACCAAUAUUUUAUUACUUGCUUUUUAUCACCAUCUAUUUGAUUGUAAUAUUAUUCAAAAAAGCCAAAUUAUCAAUAACAAUAUAUUUCACUGCAAUACUCUAUUUGCUAUUUUAUACCUAACCUUAAAUAAUAAAUGAAUUAGGUAGUUUAGCGGCUAAAAGACAAAUUUCGGGAAUUACUUAUAUAAAUAAAAAUGUUUAAUAUUUAUACUCAACCUCAACGCAUAAUAAUUGGAUGACAUUUUGUAUAAUUCCAUUGUUGGUUUUUGAAGGAGGUAUUCUUCCUCUUAUUAUUCUACUUAAAUUAAUCAAAAUUAGAAAGCAUUUCAAUUCAGAUAGAUUUCGUAAAAUAUGGGGAUAUAUUUUUAAUGACUAUUAGGAGUCAUGUUAUUAUUGGGAAAUACUUAGAAUAUUUUAAAGAUUAAUAAUUAUAUUGACCUUGAAUUUUAACGAAGAAUAAAUCAUUACCAAAGGAUGCAUAAUGUUUAUAAUCUUAUUAUUUUAUUUUACAGCUGUUUUUAUACAAAAACCGUAUAAUGUUAAAUCUUUAAAUGGAUUUGAAUUAGAUAGCAUCUGUUUAUGCGAAAUUAUAAUAGUAAUUAGUUGUUUAAAAUACUAAACAUAGAUUAACUAGAUAACAAGUAUAGACUUUUUAUUGGAGAUAAUCUUUAUCAUAUUUUUUAUGUUUUUACUUCUAAAAGUAAGUAUAAAACUAACUAUAAUUUACUAUUAUAAAUAUAUUGAGAGAUUUGAUAAUAUCAAACGAUUUUUAUAGUAUUAAUUCCCUGGAUUAACUCAAAAAAAAUCAAUAAUCUCAAAAUUCUUAAAUAGUAAGAAGAAUCAGAGAAAUUAGAUAUAGCAGAGAUUUUUAUCAGCAUUUUCCAAUUUAAAACAACUUAAAACCCACUCAAGUAAACUUUCCUAAUCUAAUCAUUAAAUUAAAAUGAGCAACAUUCAAAAUGAACACACACUUUAACUUUCUUGUUAAUUUACUAAUAAUAAUGAAAAAAAUGAGAAUGCAUUUGUCAAGGCAGAUGACUUUUCUUAAUGCCAAGAUAUAGUUUUAUGA